Limanda limanda (common dab) is the source of this 4645-nucleotide messenger RNA. It is a transcript of the gene cd109, whose product is annotated as CD109 molecule. Lineage: Eukaryota; Metazoa; Chordata; Actinopteri; Pleuronectiformes; Pleuronectidae. The transcript is spliced from 33 exons. Gene Ontology annotation, cellular component: extracellular region. Gene Ontology annotation, molecular function: endopeptidase inhibitor activity. The record is from RefSeq and is a predicted model, not a curated record. The coding region runs from base 1 to 4371 and encodes 1456 amino acids.
AUGCAGAUGGAGCCUCUCCAGGUGUGGGGAUUCCUGAGCCUCUUCAUCCUCCACGCUGCCCAGAGCACCUCACACAGCUCUCAGCCCGUCUACCUGCUGCUGGCUCCCAGGAUCCUUCGCUCCGGAGUCCCAGCAUCACUGAGCGUCUCCAUCCUCAGCGACUCCGAGGUCCUGGUGUCUGCUCGCAUCGUCCAUGGCAACCAGACGCUGUCCUCGGCGUCCGCCACUGUGGCAGGAGGUUCAACUAAGCUGCUGACGAUGCCUCCAAUCCUCACGGGCGACUCCAGCCACAUGCACCCCUACAUCCUGGAGGUCGAAGGUCACGUGGGGAGCCACCAAUAUUUCUCUAACUCAACAGAGCUGCGCUUGGAUUCCAAAAGCAUCUCCAGCUUCAUCCAGACGGACAAACGGAACUAUCUGCCCGGGCAGGAGGUGAAGAUCCGAGUGGUUUCCAUUCAUCCUGAUGGGAAACCCUGCGUCAGCCCGGUGGACGUCACAAUCCUCGAUCCGAGGGGAAACCUGCUCAGACAGUGGUUGUCUGUGGACAGUGUCCUCGGCGUCGUGUCCACAGAGUUCCAGCUGUCGGAGAACCCUCCUCUGGGAGAAUGGACCAUCGGCGCUACAGUGGAUGGUGUUUCAAGCAAGAAGCAAAUCUUCGUGGCUCAUUAUGUGCUGCCAAAGUUUCAGGUGACGCUUGACGUCCCGAAGGUCAUUUCUCCGGACGACCCCCUGUCGGGCUCCGUCACUGCAAAGUACAUGUACGGGAAACCUGUCCAGGGACGCUUUUCUCUAACGGUCUACCACCAUUUCCAUGGUAUUGUAGAAGAGUACGAAAAAAGUGGAGAGAUUGACGGCACAGAAGACUUCAGCUUCUCUCCUUCAGACUACGAAUACAGGCGCAAACGACCUGUGGAGAUGGAGUUUUACGAAGGCUACAUGGAAGUGCCGUAUCUCACGGUUGUGGUUAAUGUGACAGAACAUCUCACAGGUCUCACCUAUAACAGUUCGGCCAUUGUGUCUCUGUCACAAUACAAAUAUAAACUUUCCUUUUACGACUAUUCCAAAAUGUUGAGGCCCUCAUUACCGUUCGUUGCCAUGCUGAAGAUAUCUAAAUACAACGAUGAGCCGCUGUCCCCGGAGGAUCGGACCAACAUGGUCCAGGUGUCGGUGAUGCAGAGGAAGGAGAGUCCGUGGAGAAUGGACGAGCUGUUUGAAAUGAGGCCUCGUGCCUCCAACAUGUCGGUUCCUCACAUUCCAGAGCAGAUGCCACCUCAAGAAAUGGAGUUUCCAGUUCCUGCAGAUGGAGUCAUACCCCUCCACGUCCUGGUCCUGAACGGAACUGAAACACUCACCAUCGAUGCAUCUUUUCUGGACGGCCACGGCACUCUGCAGCUCUACAGGAGCUACACGUCACCCAGUCACAGUUAUCUGCAGAUCAAGGAACCCUCCAGCGCUGCAGAGGUCGGUUCUCCCGUCCAUCUGGACAUCGAGCGGAACUUUCCAAUAACGGAGAUUCACUACAUCGUGAAGUCCAGAGGUCAGGUGGUUUCCACAGGUCAAGGCUCCGGGGACCUGACCCUGGUCCCUGAGAUGUCCUGGUCUCCUCUGGCCUGUGUCCUGGUCUUCUGUGUCCGUCCUGACGGAGAGAUCGUCAACGACGUGAUGAAGCUGCAAAUCAAACCAACUCUACACAACCAGGUUUCUCUGAGCUGGAGCGACGCGAUGACGCAGCCCGGUGAUGAGGUCACACUCCGGGUGGAGGUGGAGGAACCCGGCUCGCUGGUCGGGAUCCUGGUGGUGGACAAGGCCACGCGGGGGGGGGGAUCCGACAACGACAUCACCAACAUGAGGGUGAUGGAGGAGAUUAAGGAGUUCAGCGUUUCCCCGGCUGACGCCUUCUCCAACAGAUUGACAAUGGGAGAUCCGUACUCUGUCUUCAAGAUUUGUGAUUUCAUCGCUCUGACCGACGCCAGUUUACACGAGAUGAAAUAUCCACUGAGGCCUAUAUUUCCAGGGGAGGAAAUUUACACUUUAUACAACGACGACCCACCGAUGCAGGAUCCACGAGAACGCCUCAACUUCCCAGAGACCUGGAUGUGGCUGGACACCAACGUGAGUGACUCGAACACAAAGGAGUUGAGAGUCACGGCACCAGACAGCAUCACCACCUGGGUCGCCACCGCCUUCGUCAUGUCGGAGAACUUGGGACUGGGCGUGGUCCAGGAGCCGGCCGAGCUCACGGUGUUCCAGGACUUCUUCCUGUCCUUGAAUCUGCCGGCGUUCAUCAUCCGAGGAGAGGAGGUGCUGCUGGAGGUCGUCCUGUUCAACUACCUGCUCCAGGACCUGGAGGUCACGCUGACGGUGGCGCAGAGCGACACCUUUGAGUUCGUCUUCCCGGACGUGGAGGGGCUCGCCAUGCCCGGCGUCCGGCGGCUGUCCCUGGGGAGCCAGAGCGGGGGGGCCGUCCUCAUUCCCAUCAGGCCGCUGGUCCUCGGGGACAUCCCCAUCUCCGUGAAGGCCAGGUCGCACGCCGCCUCAGACCUGGUGCGCAGGACGCUGCUCGUCAAGGCCGAAGGGAUCGAGCAGACCUUCUCGUCCUCGCUGCUGUUGGAGGUUUCUCCUUCGCAGACGAGCGUUUCCUCACACGUCGCCUUCACCUUCCCGGACGAUCUGGUGCCGGGCAGCGAGCGAGCUGUGGUGACGGCGAUCGGCGACAUCCUCGGCCCCUCCAUCAGCGGCCUGGACUCUCUGAUCCGGAUGCCGUACGGCUGCGGCGAGCAGAACAUGAUCAACUUCGCUCCGAGCAUCUACGUCCUGCAGUACCUGAGCGCCACGGGCCAGGCGGACCAGGAGACCACGGCCCGGGCCACGGGCUACAUGCUGUCAGGGUACGAGCGCGAGCUGACCUUCCAGAGGACGGACGACUCCUUCAGCGCGUUCGGAGACCGCGACUCUGCCGGAAGCACCUGGCUGAGCGCUCUGGUGCUGAGGUGCUUCCUGCAGGCGCGCUCCUUCAUCUCCAUCGACCAGCACGUGCUGCAGGGGACGGCCACCUGGCUGGUCUCCCAGCAGGGGGCCGACGGCAGCUUCCAGGAGCUGGGCCGGGUCAUCCACACCGAGCUGCAGGGGGGACAGGACGGUCCCGUGUCCCUCACGGCGUACGUCCUCAUCGCGCUGCUGGAGGACGACAGCGUCAAGGCUCAGUACGGCAGCCAGGUGUCGGCAGCGCUGAUGUUCCUGGAGACUCGUCUGUCGCUGGGCGUCGCCAGCAGCUACAGCCUCAGUCUGCUCGGCUACGCCCUCGCUCUGUCCGGCAGCGCCAGCGCCGACACGGCCGUCAGCCAGCUGAUUGGACGAGCCCAGAUGACCGACGGCGUCCCGGUGUGGUCGUCCCCGGACGUCGGCCUGUCGGCGUCCUGGCAGCCGCGAUGUAGCGACAUCGAGAUGGCGGCCUACCUGGUGCUGACUCUGCACAAACUGGGUCGCGUGCAGGAGGGCGUCGGCCUCCUCAAGUGGCUCAGCCGCCAGCGGAACCACGGCGGAGGAUUCGGAAGCACUCAGGACACGAUUGUGGCGCUCCAGGCGUUGUCCACCAUCGCAGCGUCCGGCGGCUCGGACGACCUCGACCUCGCCGUCCGAGUGACCACGGGGUCGGGCGCCGCCGUCGCCUCGUUCCACAUCCACCAGAGCAACUACAUGCUGCUGCAGAGCCAGCAGCUGCAGCCACAGGGGGCGCUGCUGCUGAACGUGACGGCCGAGGGAACGGGACUCGCUCUGGUUCAGCUCAACGUGUUUUACAACAUCAGGAGUGAGAAGCUGAUGAGGAGGAGACGAGAGGUCGACCUGCACGAGGCCUUUCAUCUGCACACGGAUCUGAGGGACGUGGACGCCACGUCAUCGCACCUGGAAAUCUGCAGCAGCCUGUCGGAGCAUGUGGGUCUGAGCGCCACGGGCAUGGCGAUCCUGGAGGUGGGGCUUCUGAGCGGCUUCACCGUGGCACCGGGCGCCAUCAGGACUGAUGAGGUCAUCAGGGCGGUGGAGAUGCAGCCGGGGAAACUCAUCUUGUACCUGGACUCGGUGACGACGGACGAGAUGUGCGUCCAGAUCCCGAUGGACGUGGAAUUUAAAGUCGCCAAAGUGCAGGAGGCGACUGUUUCCAUCUACGAUUAUUAUGAACCAAGACGGAGGACAGUGAGGACCUACAUGUCUGAGAAGAGGAGCACCAUGUCCUCCUGCUCCUUCUGUGGAGACGACUGCAGCGAUUGCCGCUCGGACGAUCAUCCCCAAGUCAGUUCGGCGUCGAGCAGAAGCAACAACUUCCUGUCGCUCACGCUCCCGGCGGCUCUGCUCGCCAUCCUCCUCAGCCUGUGAAGAGUCAGAUCAGGUUCAGAUGAUAGAAUGUGUCGGGCUCAGCUUCGUGUGACAUGACUUGUUAUUCUCCCUUUACUCAAAUGUGUCCUUAGUUUGUUUUUAUAUUCAUGUGCAGUUGAAGUGUAACGUCAAAAUGAUCACAUGACAUAUAUUUGCAUUAUGUUAGAAGUAGGUGUGGCUUCUACAAGUCUCCAGGUUUUAAUCACGUGUCCCUGUGUAUUUUAAAUGGAUAAAUAUUUGUCAAUUCAAAUAUAGUAACUUUUUAACCUUUUAA